GUUAUUUCGAUUCGAUCGAGUUUUCAUAUUAAAACUAAUAAUAAUUGAACAUUAGUCCUUAUAGAUUUUAUUAUUUUACUUUGGAGGGUGAAAUUAAAUCUCCAGUGCGUUUCGGUUCGACCUCACAGUUUCUUCUGUUCUCGUCUCUCUCUCGUUUGCUUUCUCUACAGAUCCCUAAAUCCUCUCCCUUUGGACCGUUAAUCCCCCAAACCCUAGAUUUUACAAACAAUUCCUCUCAAUCUCUCUAAAUUCUCUUUCUCCUGCAAGGAAUUUGCGGACUGUUUCUUGUGGGGUAAAUCUUCUAUUAGCUAUGGGGAAGAAUCAAGCUUACAAGGCUAUGCAGAGAUCUAGGGUUGGUUCCAGCUCCGCCCAGCCGGAUGAGGUUGAAGACGGAAUGGUGGAUGGUUCAUUUCAUACACCAGAGUGGCAUGCGGCUCGUUUGGCUAGCCUCAAGACUACACAUACUAUUACCUGGGAAGAGUAUAAGCAGAAGCAAAAGGAAGAAGAAUUGAAAAAGGGAGAACUUGAAGCAGAUACCGAUAAACUGAUGCGUGAGUAUAGAGCUCAGCUGGAUGCAGAAAGGUCGUUGAAACUCUCCAAAGGAAGGAACUAUUCUAGUGAUAAGUCACGAAAAGAUAAGAAAGACAGAGAUUCAAAGAAGAAGAAAAGCAAAAAGAGAAAGGUGCCUUCUAAAAGUUUAGCUUAUAUCAGAUAGUGUGAGGUUUUCUAGCUUAUGCUAACAUGAACCAUGAUCGGUUGUGUUAUGAAUUUGCAGCAUUAUUCGUCCUCAGAGUCGUCAUCUAGCAGUGAUGAAGAUGAAUCUAGAAGAUCAAGAUCAAGUUCGAAAAGAUCAAAGAAGGAGAAGAAGCACAAGUCCAGCAGAGACAAACACUCUAGCAAAAGUAAACACGAAACCGAUGGCCCUGUACCACUCUCUAGAUUCUUUGGCAAUUUGAAGAAUUGACAAAAGCAAAACUGCAAAUGAACUAUUACAAAGAGUAAGAUUGUCUUCAAUCAAAAUACUCAAAGUAGGAUAUGAUUGCUUUCUUCCUUGUUGCAAUGUUAUAUUUUUGACAAUAGCUCAUGUAUUAAUAUUUGUUGGAUUGAAAGUCGCAAUGAUGCCCACAGAAUCAUGGUUUUUCAGUUUAUUUGCUUAAAAAUGAAAUUUGACAACAUCAAAAGGGAAUCUAGCAGAAAA
This is a messenger RNA of Arabidopsis thaliana (thale cress), 1198 nucleotides long. RefSeq names its product stress response protein. The transcript has 4 exons. The coding region runs from base 311 to 715 and encodes 134 amino acids. NCBI's taxonomy places the organism in Eukaryota, Viridiplantae, Streptophyta, Magnoliopsida, Brassicales, Brassicaceae. The record is from RefSeq and is marked reviewed.